AUGUCAGAUAGAUUUAAGAAAGGAGAAUUGUUGUGUGAUACUUGUGAGAGAUUGAUAUAUCGGGACAAAAACGAGACAGUAUGUGGUUGCGAUUACCCCCUAUACCAACAAAAUACCUAUACUCCCAGAGCAACCCCGAUUUAUGACAGGUUGGGAAAUAGGGAACAGCAUAAAUUACAUAAACAAAAUAAUAGGCUAGAAAAAAAGGUUAAAGAUUUAGAAAGGGAUGUGGAAAUUGCCAUAGAGGGUAAACUUCAAAAAGAGCAAGUUCUAGCGGAAACCGAGGAGAAAUGCAGAAGAUUAUCCAGUGAAAAUAAAGAACUCAAAAUAAAAGUAUUAGAAUUAGAAGAAGGAUUUAAAAAAUGUCAUACUGAAAAAGAAUAUUUAACUAAACUGGUUCAAAAUCUUAAAUUUCAAAUUCUAGAAAAAGAAGCCAAAAUAGAGGUUAUGCCUAAAAACUAA
Funneliformis geosporum is the source of this 462-nucleotide messenger RNA. The record is from the annotation of a GenBank genome assembly. Lineage: Eukaryota; Fungi; Glomeromycota; Glomeromycetes; Glomerales; Glomeraceae.